Trichoplusia ni (cabbage looper) is the source of this 5520-nucleotide messenger RNA. RefSeq names its product extracellular signal-regulated kinase 2 (gene Erk7). Gene Ontology annotation, cellular component: cytoplasm; nucleus. The record is from RefSeq and is a predicted model, not a curated record. Gene Ontology annotation, molecular function: ATP binding; MAP kinase activity. Lineage: Eukaryota; Metazoa; Arthropoda; Insecta; Lepidoptera; Noctuidae. Gene Ontology annotation, biological process: intracellular signal transduction; protein phosphorylation. Bases 255 to 1895 code for a protein of 546 amino acids. The transcript has 8 exons.
UCGGCCCAUUACUAUAGUUGACAUCCUUGGUUGCUAUGGUAACUGACAGGUUGUUUUGGCGCCCGCCCGUAAACAAAUGAAACUCGACUGGCAGAAUUCAAAUGUGCCGAUGUCUAUCUAGUAAUAUUGACAAAAAACCAGAUUUGAUUAAAAAAAUAGCAAUUGUAUAAUGGGAUUUGUGAGAUAUUAUUGCUGUUUUUUACAAUUGUAUUUUACAGUAGCCGCAUAACUUUUUGAGUUGAAAAGUUGUACCGAUGAGUCAAAAUCAAGGAAAGAAGGACGACCGAAAAAAGGAUGUGGGCCAAAAACCUGUUCAGAAGAAAAGCCCAGACAAGAACAUGUCUGAAAUUGAUGAGCACAUACUUAACAGAUUCGAAAUUAAAAAAAGACUUGGGAAAGGCGCUUACGGGAUUGUUUGGAAAGCUGUUGAUAAAAAGACCAAAGAUGUUGUGGCGAUUAAGAAAAUAUUUGACGCCUUCCGCAACCAAACAGAUGCUCAGCGCACUUUUCGGGAAAUAAUAUUCCUGCAGUCUUUCCGCAACCAUCCCAACAUUGUGAAGCUCCACAGCAUACACAGGGCGCUGAACAACCGCGACAUCUACCUCGGCUUCGAAUACAUGGAGACGGACUUACACAACGUGAUCAAACGCGGGAACAUCCUCAAGGACAUCCACAAGCGGUACAUUAUGUACCAGAUGCUCAAGGCCACGAAGUACAUACAUUCAGGGAAUGUUAUACACAGGGACCAGAAGCCUAGUAAUGUGCUGAUUGAUAGUGCUUGUAGGGUGAAGCUAGCAGACUUCGGUCUCGCUCGGUCGGUGUCCAGCCUGUACUCGGGCGGGGAGGAGGGCGCGGACCCCUGCCUCACUGACUACGUCGCCACGCGCUGGUACCGCGCCCCCGAGAUACUCAUCGCUAGUAAGAACUACACAAAGGGAAUAGACAUGUGGUCUUUGGGCUGCAUUCUGGGAGAGAUGCUGAUCGGCAAGCCGCUGUUCCCCGGCACUUCCACUGUGAAUCAGGUCGAGAUUAUCAUGGCGGCUUUGCCCAGACCUUCGGCUGAAGACAUAGCCAUAGUGUGCAGUGGGUACGGGUCGUCGCUGAUCCGCGAGCAGUCGUCCUGCGCGGGCGGCGCGUCGCUCACCGCGCUGCUGUCGUGCGCGCCGCGCGACGCCGCCGACCUCGUGCACCGCCUGCUGCUCUUCAACCCCGCCAAGCGGCUCAGCGCCGAGAAGGCGCUCGACCAUGAUUAUGUUGCCAAGUUCCACCGCGCUCGUGACGAGCCUACCCUCCCAUCCGACGUGUUGCUCCCGCUGCGAGAUGACAAGCAGAUGUCGGUGGACGACUACAGGAACAAGCUCUACAGCAUCAUGGCUAAAGGCUCGCAGAACUACAACGGACAGCUGCGGAAGACUCAUAGCAACAAAACUCAUCCUCUCCCAACCACUACAAGCAAAAGCAGUAAGAGUUUCCACGAGACAGAAAUAUCGAAGUCCUAUACGAAGUCAAAGCAUUUAAGUGCUUCGGCCGAUCAGAAAGCUCGGCCGAAGCUCACUCGACCUCACGUAGAGCGUCCUAUCAAAGAAUACAGAUCCGAACAAAGCGUUACAAAGCCUUUGCGCGCCACAAAGCUUUUCGAACACCGUCACGAGUGGAGGGAAACCUCCUCAAACUGUCAUGGCGACUACUUUCAACCCGUCACAAGGCAAAGUCCCUCGGAAAGUGGCUUCAUGAGCGGUGGAAAAAAGUCUUCGCUGCAACACAGAAGAAAUUCAACGUCGUUUUCCACGGUCACUAUAGGUGGGGACGCUGAUUAUAACGGCUGUUUGGGUAAGCAGAGGCAUGGGGUAAUAACGGCCAGCGCUCUGAUGGACCUCAGGACUAGCAUACGGUAGGUAAGAUCGAAACAAUAGGAUUGCGAAUCUCUGAAACUUUUAUUUGUGUACUAUUCGAUUACGAAGUGUUACGCUAAUAGCGGUCCCUUAUUUUUGGGGAAAGAUUUGAGGGUAAUAUUGGUCAGCUGGUGCGUCGUAUUCAACUUGGCUGUUCUGCUAACAGAUGCUUAAGUGGCUGAUGGGACAGGCUCAUUCAAACUCUCUUCAUAACUACAUUUAAUGCAAAUUGUGAUGAGAUCGUUUACCAAAUGAUCAAUAUUUUGUAAACAACGGACUUUAAGGGUCUUUCAAGUAUGUACAUCAAUGUACGUAUAUUUAUUGGUUAAUUUUCCCCAAACCAAUGGAACUAAAGCUGACCAAGUUAUUUUAACGCUCCUUUGAACUUCGUAGUCGAAUUAUUGCGUUGAUAUUUUAGAGACUGUGACGUAAGCAGUCUUAUUUUCGCGAGAUAUUGUAUGUUAGGUUUCCCCUUUUUGUACUGUGUUUUUAGUAGGAACUGCAUUAUUAUGUUUAAAAACUCUUCAAGGCCUUAAUUUGGACCUGAAUGACCUGUAAUACGGGUUUGUUUAGUGUUUGACAUCUUAAAAAGCUAAUUUAAUUACCCCAAUAUUAACGGGGUGGAUGAAGAAUGUUAUUAAAAACUGUUACCUGAUGCAAAUAGCAAUAUACUGAGAUAGACUUCGAAUUCUUAUUACACAAAACUUUUGUAUUUCGAAUGUUAGUCGAAACUUUUUACGUAUUCAUGUUCGUUAUUGCCCCUUAAGAAUUGGGGUAAUAGUGCUCAUCAACAAUAAGUUAACCUAAAAAAUAUCCAAAUUGACAUAACUAGUUAAGUUUAUUUAAAUAAUUCUACAAUUCUUACAAUCGUCAGUUUAACUUUCUUUUCAUUGAACCGAUUUAAGAAAGAAAGAGUUCUUUGAAACGUAUACUUUUAUACGUAUUUCUUGUCGAUAUUACAAUUUCUGACUGACCCUUUGAUAUAUAAAACCCCAAUUCAUAUUCAGUGGCUCAAAAACGUCACCUAGAAUCUACCAAAAAUGUCUACACAUGAUACUGAAAACUGUGGACUUUUGCAGAUAGUCUCGCGUUUGAAAACCAACUUUAAGACAUUAGAGUAAGGUUGAAUUUGCGGAAUUUGAGUUCGUAUGACUGAUACUUUUGACGGUAGCAGUUGUUCGGGAAUGUGUUUCUUGGGUUUUUGUUCAUCAAUUGUGUCAGAAAUAUUUAGAUGAAAAAAUAUAUUAAAGAUGAGCUAAAGGAAGGUUGCGCCCGCAUGCCUUUUUAUGGCAUUUUAGUUUCGGAUUUAUUUGAUUGCUGUUACCAUUUCUAGUCAAUUUUGUUGGUUGUUUUAAAGUUGAGUUUAUUUUAAAUAGAAUAUUUGAAUCCGUCCAAUUUAUAGACAAUACUAGCGUGCUGCAUGUUACAAAGUAUCGUCUUCGCAUAAAACUACUCUUGGAAGAUAAAAUACGAUUUCAUAUGAAUCAAGUCCAAUUUAUCGCCGCCAACUGCUAGUAAGGGCUUUUAGAAGUUCGAUUGAACAGCCGUUCUUUGCCGCAUCUAAUACCAGCCAGCUACUUAUAAUGUCAUCAGUCUGUCGUGCUGCAGGAUUUCAUAUUAUCCCCAAACAUUGCUAACAGACGUAGCCACCAUUUUGAUGGCCACGUUCAUGGAAUUACAUGUCUAUACGUCAUGUUACCAGAUGUUCCUCAAAGCUGCUUUUGUCGUCAAGAUGACGUCAUUAUCACUAAACACGACCAAGGUUCCUGUCUGCUAGCAAUUUCCAAUUGCUAGUAGACAGGAACUCAUUUUGGUAGAGUUGAGUUGAGUUUGGCUGAGUUUGUAAUUGGAGAUUUUGAUAUCUCACGAUGAUAGUUUGUAACAUGUAUAGCACUUGCAAAAAGUAUUAAAACUUAGAAAAUAAUUUAGGAUAAAGAAUAAUUUUAAAAUUAAAAGUGUUUGGAUAAGAUGUAAUUUUAGAAUUUGUCAGUCGAACCAAAAAAAAACUAUAUUGUGAAACAUCCGUUCCUGAUUCCUAAUACUUAUUCAAAAUAGUUAUUAAAUUGUCCUAAACUGUACCUUACAAUAAAAUUAUAAACAAUCCUCAUAUUAGAACGAUAGUUCGUACACAUUUAGACAAUAUUACAAAUACACUGCCGUAAUUAUAAAAAUAGAGAAAAUAUACUUAGACAUGUUUAGCAUUUGCUCACAGUUAUAAACGUCUCAUUUAAGAUAUUAUUAAAUUAAUUAAUAGAUAGAUGCAAAAGGAACUAAGCUUCUCUUAAAAUAUUGUAUAUAUGAAAUACUGAUUAUUGGUCUUUGCCUUUUAAGUAUUAUGACACAUGACAUGUGGUCAAAAUAUAACUUGCGCUCAAAUAUUCAUGCAACUGAAAAUUAAGUCGCGGUUAAGUCUUAUAUUGUUUAUGACACUCUAAGGCGUAAAGUGGUGACUACAAAGAUAUGUUGUGUUAAAUAAAGUGUGAAGUGAUGCAUUAAAGUCAUAAUCAUACGUGUGUAAAAGAAAAUAAUACUUUCUAUUUUGUAGCAGACCUUUAUAAUGUUUUCACUAAAUACUAAAGUGAAGAGAAAGCUUGAUGCUGUUUGCAUCUUUAUAAUAUUUAUCCAAAAUCAUGUUCCUUAAUUGAAUGGAAUAUUACUCAUACAAUACAAAAGGCUCGAUAAAUUUAAGCUUUCUACGGAAUUCUUAAGUAAUAUAGAAAGUGUUUGCAAAAACGAACAAAGUUCAUAUUAUUCAAAUGAGAUAUUUGGCGUGUUCAGCAGAAUUGUUUCGAGUGAUUUACAGAAAAUGGCGACUUCAUGUAUUCAUAACAAGUUAGGAUUAAUCAUGGAAUAACUGUAAACUGGACAGUUAUUUUUUUUGGACUAUAGACUAGUUCCUUUCAUCCUAUCGUUAGACUAAAUUAAUUGCUCCAGUGUAUUGCGAUGACAAGUCAAAGUCACGUGUACGAGAUUCGGCUCAAGUCAUUUAGAAAAAGAUUAAUUCUAAAGCCAUUUAACUCUGUCUACGCCCUCUGGAUUGGUAGCAUAGGUUUCAACCGGAUCUAUGGUUGUUUCUGGAUUGGCGAAUGGCGGCCAUAAAAGUCCUAAUGUAGCUGAAUUUUCCGGACAGAAAAUCAGUGUAUCAUUUCAAAUGAUUCUGCUAAACACGUCUCAAUAAGCCGACAGACGACAAACAUCUUCAUGACCGCAAUACAGAAAUAAUUUAACUAAACUUUUAAUUUCGUGGACCACUUUAAAUGAGACGUAAAUUAAUAUAUAUUUAUCAUAGAAAAAUAGUUUAUAAAUUCAAGUAUCUAAUACAUAAUUGCUCAGAUUUUUAGAGAAUAAAGUUACUUAGACCAAGUGACCUUAUAUUUGUUGUCCAAAUAUAAAAUACUAAAUCGACUAAGUAUGAUAUUUAAUGAUGUUAUAAUUGCUGAAACGUGUUUAGUGUACUUUAUUAUAUAAAAAAUAUAAUUAGGAUUCGGUACUGAAUUGUGUAAAAUCGAAUUAAUUUAUUGUUAAAUGUAAUGCACGUUCAGCUUAAAGAUUUGGAGACAAUAUAUCCAAAUUAUUUGCAAAAAAUUAUAAAUAUUUUUUCGUGGGACUCCAAUACGUUAAAAUGAUA